AGACAUGGGUGGGAGGGGAGAAAGGGAUGCUGUUGCCAAGGAACACUAGCGACAUCGAGAACCACUGACAACAGCAGCACGAUUAUUACAGAGAUCAGUGCUUCAAGCUGCUUCAGGAUUAAAAAAAAGCUUCUCCCAUUGAAGAAUCGUGUCACUAAAAGUAGGGUCAGGAAAAAGUGGAUAUUCGAAGCCAGUAUAGAGAGAAGUGACGAGAUCAUGAUGCUGCAGCCGAUACACUCUGACUGAAGAAAUUCGAUUUGGACAUCAGGGCUACUAAGAGGCAGCGUGUGGACACGCUCUUCACAGCCAGUCUCAUCCCAACAAAGGUAGACAGACCCGAAGGAAAGGAAACGAAGAGGGUGGGGGUUCACAGAGCAGAGUACAGAGGUGCCCCCUGUCUUCAAGCACCUGCUGCUGGCUAGCGACUGACAUUGAGGACACUGUCUGUGUGUCUGUGCAUGAGUAUAUGUGCAUGUGAAGUAGGGCAAAAGGGGACACAUGCAUUUGUGUCAGUUUGGAGGAUCAGCUCACAUUUUUGCUCCUGUGAUUGAAGAGAAGGAAGGACAUAUACAUACAUACGGACAGACAGCCGAUCGAAAGAAUUUGAAGGAGAUCGCCACGAUCUCAUGCCCCUGCUUACCUUGGUGAGGGAUGGGCACUACAGAAGCGACACUCAGAAUGGAGAGCAUGGAAGUGAAAGACGAGUGGCAGGAUGAAGACUUCCCCAGACUUUUACCUGAGUACGGAGACAUGGACCCUACAUGUGGCCUCACAGACAACAGAACAGCCCCUCCCAACUCCAUGAAUAUGAGCCCACCUGGAGGAGGCGCAGGUGUAUCGUCCUCGCACCGUACACGGCGUACAUUGGUUGCCCCGGAGAUGACUCUGUCCCUGGAUAAAAGCGAGGGAUCCCUGCUGUCGGAUGACUUUCUGGACACACCCGACGACCUGGACAUCAACGUGGAUGACAUCGAAACGCCAGAUGAGACGGACUCGCUCGAAUUUAUCACCAAUGGCAAUGACCUGGAGUGGGAAGAUGACACUCCAGUGGCCUCAGCCAAAGCGGGUCCGACUGGUGGUACAGGAGACUUGGACGAGGAAGGAAACGCCAACAACGGACGUCUGUGGAGGACGGUGAUCAUUGGAGAACAGGAGCACAGGAUUGACAUGCAGAUCAUCCGACCCUACCAAAGAGUCAUCUCACAUGGAGGUUAUUUUGGGGAAGGCCUGAACGCCAUCAUUGUAUUUUCUGCAUGCUACCUGCCUGACAGCAGCAUCCCAGAGUACCACUACGUUAUGGAAAACCUCUUCCUGUAUGUGGUGAGCAGUCUUGAGAUGCUCGUAGCUGAAGACUACCUGAUCAUCUACAUGAAUGGAGCCACACCCAGGAGUAAGAUGCCCGGAAUCGGCUGGCUCAAGAAAUGCUACCAGAUGAUUGACAGAAGGUUGAGGAAGAACUUGAAGUCUCUGGUCAUUGCUCAUCCUACUUGGUUCAUACGCACUGUGCUGGCAAUUUCCAGGCCCUUUAUCAGUGUGAAGUUCAUGAAUAAGAUCCAGUAUGUUCACAGCCUGGAUGAACUUUCCCUAAUGGUCCCUAUGGAGCACGUACAUGUACCAGAAUGUGUUAUGCAGUUUGACGAGGAGAGGAUUAAAGCUCGCAGGGAGAGGAUGGAGCAAGAGGAGAGGCAGCGGGUAGAACCAGUCAAGAAAAAGUCAGACAGGCCAAAGUCAAUGAUUGUAGAGCAGGGACUAUGAAAAGGGAAGAAUUCUCUCAUUAAAAAGUGUGCCACUUGGAGCAUCAAUCUAUUCAUCAAAGCCGCAAAGACUCCGUGUGCUUCCUUGUGCGCUCAUCAUCUUUCGAACACAUUGCAGUGGCAAAUGCGCCAUCCCAUCUUUUUCCCCUUUCUGAUGAGACGGGUUAAUGUGACAUUUGCAAAGGAGCUUCCCUUGGACUUUACUGGUGAACUUUUGCACUUUAAUCUUUGAGCGACUCACGUUGAACGUUUGUCCUCCAUGUGUCACUGGAAGACUGAGAAAAGGAUUUCUCCCUCUCCACAUCCCGGUAAAAAAUUGCACAAAUGAGAGAAGUGAGGGUCUGUUUAUCAUAGGCCCAAUCAGAAAGUAAAACCAGAUGGAUGGAAGAGCGGCUGGGUAAAAAGUGUUUUGGGUGUAAAUACUGCAAUACAUUAUUUGAUUCUGCUCCAUGUUGUGAUUUCAUAAAGCCUUUCAAGCUCUCUCAUUUGCUCUACUGACCAGAGAAUCGAGAAUGUCCAUGAUGCACCGACCAGGUCAUUCUCUAUGACCUCCAUCUCUACUUUUACACUUUACCAUGUGCCUCUAUCGCCUGAGUUUAAAAAGCAGAUGUAUGUGAACUAUUUGCCCAUGCACGCUCAUAUCAAUUUUCUAUAUAUUUACCCCCUUUUGACUUAAGAUACAAAUAACCGCAAACCAAGGCUGAACAAUCGUUUUGCAUAAUCCUGCUGAAAUGCAAACAAACAUAACUGAAAAUAAUAACAAACUCCCUGCUAGAGGUAAUGAACAAACUGUUUUAAAUCCUUCAUUGUACUUUCUCCGUAUUGGUAAAUCAUACACGUCAAAGGUGAUUUAAAAACAUGAAUGAAUUAGUGCUUCCCUUCUUCUUUCUAGCAUGUUUACGAUCAUACAAAUAGAUUGAACAUAAAAUAGAUUCGUUUCUGUAUCACUUAGUUUUGCUCGUUUUGGUUGAUUGUAUUUUACAUACUGUACUAUUUGCACUACUCUUCAAAGCACAGACACGUUUUGCGCGCUUUUAUUUUUAGAAAUGCAAAUUAAAAGGCAUAAGUGCAUUUUGUCAGUUUAACACAGAAAUUACAUUGGAAUACUGGUCCGGAUAGUCUGAACCUUUCUCAAAUAUCCCUUUUUGUGGAGAGCUAUUGGUUUUCCUUUUGCCCUCCCUUUCUUGUCUUCCAUUGAUGCAACAGUUAUAUGGUAGUGGCAGUACAAAAUGCCAUAAAUUAUUUUUCUAUUAAACGUGCAUCAUUGUAUUGCUUUCAAUAUUUGGAAUUGUGUGAUUUGUUUGGUAAUGGGAUGGCCUUCGAAAUGUAUUUUGUUUUAUUAGUAUUAACUUGAAAUGCGUAGAAAUAUGACAAAAGUUAUUUGUUACUUUUAAUUUCUCAAUUAAUUUGAUGUUUUGUGACUAUUCAUAGAAGUUGAAAGUUCUCUUGAAAUCAUCUACCAAGCCUGAUGAUCUUUAUUUUGUUUUGUUUAGUGUCUCAUGUUGAAGUCAUUGAUAAAAAUGAUGAAAUAUGACAAUUGGUCAUACAGACUUGUCACAUGUCGCCAAAUUCUGUGCUGUUAUUGCAAUGCUGUGUCGACAAACAUGAACUCACAACUUUCCAAAAUGAUUUUCCUUUUGAUCAUAAAAGCACAAAAUAGUCACACAGACGCUGGCUGUUUUAAUUAUUUCUUUAUUUUUUGCUGUUUUGAUUGCGAUACAACGGAUUGUUUUUGUUGUUCUUCAGACAUAUAGUUAGAUGAUUAACUCUGCUUUGUAAAUAGAACUGAAUAAAUAAUCCCUCCCUAAAA
Hippocampus comes (tiger tail seahorse) is the source of this 3564-nucleotide messenger RNA. It is a transcript of the gene atcaya, whose product is annotated as ATCAY kinesin light chain interacting caytaxin a. Bases 652 to 1755 code for a protein of 367 amino acids. Gene Ontology annotation, biological process: apoptotic process. Gene Ontology annotation, cellular component: cytoplasm. The record is from RefSeq and is a predicted model, not a curated record. The transcript is spliced from 13 exons. Lineage: Eukaryota; Metazoa; Chordata; Actinopteri; Syngnathiformes; Syngnathidae.